AUGGCCCGGCUCAGCCUCGGAGCUUCAGCAAGACCGACAGCCUCCAACAUACCGCGGUUCCUCGUCCCUUCCGUCGCCCAGCAGACACGAUGCGCGAGCAACCAGGGGGGUAACAAGAAGACGGACAAGAAGAAGAAGAAGCUCUCCAAGGACUUCAAGACCUACAACGUCAAGAAUUGCCCACAGUUCUCCCUCUGUGAUGCCAUGCGGUAUGUUUCCUAUAUGCAAGAGAAAACGACUCCAUCCCCAGCUAACCAGGACCUCAGCUACCUACGCGCAUUUGAAGUCGGCCGCCCUCCCCAGUCCAUCAAGUACGAAAUUCACGUCCACCUCAAGACUCCCCGAAACGGCGCCGUCGUCAAGAACCGCAUCCGUCUGCCCAACCCCGUCAAGUCCGACAUCCGUGUCGGCGUAAUCUGCCCCGAAGGAAGCCCUAUUGCGCAGCAGGCCCUGCAAGCCGGCGCCGUCGUCGCGGGCCAGGAGUCCGUCUUCGAGGCCAUCAAGAACGACAAUAUCAUCUUCAACCGGCUCAUCUGCCACACCGACAGCGAGGCAGCCUUGAACAAGGCCGCUCUGGGCCGCAUUCUCGGUCCCAAGGGUCUCAUGCCCAACCGUCGCAUGAAGACCAUUACCGACAACAUUGCCAGCUCUAUCCGUGAGACAAUGGGCGCCGACAACUACCGCGAGCGUACGGGUGUCAUUCGCAUGGCUAUCGGACAGCUCGGCUUCACGCCCAAGAUGUUGUCUGCCAACAUCAAGGCGUUUGUGGGUAGCAUCAAGUCUGAUCUUGCGGAGCUCGAGACGCACAAGGAGGUUCACGAGGUUGUGCUGAGCUCCUCGCAGGCCCCGGGCUUCAGCUUGAACGGCAACUUUGACUCUACAGAUGAGCAAGUUGUGCCGGCUCACCUGUCCAAUGUCAUGUAA
Colletotrichum orchidophilum is the source of this 924-nucleotide messenger RNA. RefSeq names its product ribosomal protein L1p/L10e family protein. The transcript has a single exon. Lineage: Eukaryota; Fungi; Ascomycota; Sordariomycetes; Glomerellales; Glomerellaceae. The record is from RefSeq and is a predicted model, not a curated record. The coding region runs from base 1 to 924 and encodes 307 amino acids.